This is a messenger RNA of Rotaria sp. Silwood1, 993 nucleotides long. NCBI's taxonomy places the organism in Eukaryota, Metazoa, Rotifera, Eurotatoria, Philodinida, Philodinidae. The record is from the annotation of a GenBank genome assembly.
AUGACCAAGAAACAUUUUGUGAAAAACAAAAAUACGGGAGAAAAAUAUCGACUCGAUGGUUUUUUAGAAUCAAGCAGUCCUCCAGCAAGUGAACAGUUAAAAAAAAAGUUUACUGAUCAUAUUCAGCUAAAACCUGAUCAACUUCCGCCUAGAGUCGAUCUUCGUAAACAAAUGACUCCUAUUGAAAAUCAAAAUCCACUGGGUACUUGUCUAUCGUGUGCUUUUGCAGGAGCUUUUGAAUAUUUAUUAAAAGACAAUAGUGGAAAACAUAUUGAUGUCAGUAAGUUAUUUAUUUACUACAAUGCUCGAAAAAAAACAGGUAAACCAAUCCAAGAUAAAGGUAGUAAUAUAACAUAUACUCUGGAAACACUAAACGAAAUUGGUGUUUGUCCGGAAAGCGCUUGGAAAUACGAUAUUGAAAAAGUCAACGAACAACCAAGUGAUGAAGCAUACGAAGCAGCUAAGAAUAACAAGAUAACUAGUGCAUUAGAAGUCAAUCAAGAUUUAACUGAAAUGAAAACAUGUCUAGCACAAGGAUACCCAUUCGUAUUUAGUGUGCGAUUAUUUGAUCAUUUUUUCGGAACAGGAAAAGAUGGUGUUGUACGAAUGCCAGCACCAACAGACAAACAGGCAACAGAGCACAAUAGACAUGCAAUGGUAGCUGUUGGAUAUAGUGAUAACACAAAAGAAUUUAUUGUGCGAAAUUCAUGGGGAACAAACUGGGGUGAUGAAGGAUAUUGUUAUAUACCAUAUACUUAUAUGACGGAUAGCGAAUUAUGUUUUUACAGAUGGGUUGUUCAAGAAAUGGAUACUGAUAUGAUCGAGGGUGACCAUCGUAUGGAGGACGAUUCGACUGCUCUGCAUCCAGAUGAUGAAGAAGACGACCACACGGAGGAGUUUGAAUAUAUAGAUGAAGGAGAAGCUGAUGAAGAAGCAGAUGGUGAACAGGAGGAACCCCAACAAGAAGAGCAAGCUGAUCCUGACAACCAAUAA